AGAGGGCGGAGGCGCGAAGGAUUCGCUUACGUCACUGGCAGCGAUGGCAUGUCAAAACCUCUGUAAAUCAAGUAUGGCUAUAAGACUUGGCAGGGCUAGCGAUUCUCUUUCCCGGAUUUGCACUUCUCACCGUCAUCCUCUUCAUCCUCGUCAUGCUUCACCGUCCUUCUCCUCUCAUCUUCUUUCUUCCUUAUCCUCUUCAUCUUCUUGCCUCCUCAAAGCCUACGCUGUAUCCUCUACAUUUCCUUUAACAGGUACAAGGAGGACUUUCCUCUGGUUCCUGCAGCAACAUCCACACCAGCACCGUAGCUUGCUCUGGUGCUCGAAUUACAGUAAUGCUACAAAUGCCUCUGUCGAUACUGUUGCUGAGGGCUUGGGCAAAAGGUACUUGGAAUUGACGGACGAAGAACUCUUGCGGCAGUGCGACAUGGAUACCUUCAAGUCUUCUGGUCCAGGUGGUCAGCACCGGAACAAGCGCGAGUCUGCGGUUCGCCUCAAGCACAUUCCCACUGGUAUUAUUGCUCAGGCUGCUGAGGAUCGAUCACAGCACAAGAAUCGUGCAUCCGCCUUAACUCGCCUCCGUGCUCUGAUAGCUCUUAAAGUCAGGAGCACUGUGGAUCUCGAUGCUUAUUUACCGCCUCAAGAGCUUCUGCAAAUACUUCCUGCUAAGUCAUCCAUUAGAGGAUCGGAUUGUGGUCCUCGAAUUGGACCAAACAACCCUAAAUUUGUUUUGGGAAUGCAAGCUCUAUUGGAUCUCAUUUUUGCAGUCGGGGGCUCUAUCUCCGAAGCUGCAAAAUUUCUCGGAUUAAGCACAGGAGCACUGUCCCGGUUGAUCCUCUCGGAUGAUUCUCUUAGAAUGGCAGUAAAUGAGCUGAGGGCAUCAAGGGUAAAUUUAGUGAUGGCUUAUCUUCAGAAUAUGGCAGGUAUGAAGCCUCUUAAGUAGGAGUUCUCAAAUUGUUAUUAUAGACGCAGUUACCAGGUUGUCGGGUGGUACAAGGAGAUCAAUGGGAGGAAACCAAAAAGUUGAGAACCUGAUGGCCGGCUAAUUGUUGACUGAUACAGAAUCAGUGCCAUGAUAAUUCAAAUGGUCUCAACAAUUGCAUGUUCUGCAUAAUUUGAGAUGGCUGUCAUUAUCCUCCAAACAAGCCUUGAAAAACUCGAACUGGAAGGCUUUGAGCACCAAAUUAGGUGCCUUUUCCUUGCUUAGAAAUUCUUGCCCGGCUUCCUCCGUCAGUCCCAGUUAACCUGGGUGAAGUUCAUAUUGAUGUAUACCCAGAAAAAAAUGGAAUUCAUAUGGAUAAAUAUUACAGUUCUUAUCCCUCAAACAAAGCACAGCCAGUUUUAUUCUCGUAAGUAUGAUUGACGAAUAAUGCAGAUUCCGCCGUA
Molecule: messenger RNA, 1386 nt
Organism: Neltuma alba
Lineage: Eukaryota; Viridiplantae; Streptophyta; Magnoliopsida; Fabales; Fabaceae
Exons: 7
Coding region: 44-943 (299 amino acids)
Biological process (GO): translational termination
Cellular component (GO): chloroplast
Molecular function (GO): translation release factor activity
Source: RefSeq, a predicted model, not a curated record